CAGGAGCCGUGGCCAAAGACAUUGAAACAGUAAGAGACAUGGCUAGAGAUGGCGAGGGACGCGAUCAGACACCUACCGGGGCGGCUGAGGCUGUAUUAAAGGAACGGGGGCCUUAAAGCUGAGCCAACAUCACCAAAAAAUAACAACAAUAAAUCACAACAAAAAAAAUCAACCAAGCCCCCAAGAGCCUGAUCCUUUCCACAGGGGAGGAAUCCUGCACGCAUCCGACGCGAAGACCUCCUAGGACCUUCCAACCACAGACCAGAUAGAUGUUUUGUCCACAAGCUUGCACGAAUCACAAUGAAUGCGCAGCUGACGAUGGAGAACAUUGGCGAUCUGCACGGGGUGAGCCAUGAGCCGGUGCCAACUACGGCCGAUCUGAUGAACAGCAGCCCCCAUCACAGGAGCUCGGUGGCCCAUCGCAGCAAUCACUUGCCAGCCCACCCUCGCUCCAUGGGCAUGGCUUCCAUCCUGGACGGUGGCGACUACCACCACCAUCACCGGCCCCCUGACCACGCGCUGACGGGACCCCUGCACCCCACCAUGACCAUGGCCUGCGAGACACCCCCCGGGAUGAGCAUGAGCAGCACCUACACCACGUUAACCCCUUUGCAACCUCUACCUCCCAUCUCGACCGUGUCGGACAAAUUCCCUCACCACCACCAUCACCACCACCAUCACCACCACCCCCACCAGCGGAUACCAGGGAACGUGAGUGGCAGCUUCACCCUCAUGAGGGACGAGCGGGGUCUGGCUUCUAUGAACAAUCUCUACACCCCCUACCAUAAGGAUGUUACCGGCAUGGGGCAGAGCCUCUCCCCUUUGUCUGGAUCGGGCCUGGGGGGCAUUCACAACUCCCAGCAGGGGCUGCCCCACUACGCUCACCCCAGUGCCACCAUGCCCGCCGAGAAAAUGCUCACCCCCAACGGCUUUGAAGCCCACCACCCUGCCAUGCUGGCCCGGCAUGGUGACCAACACCUUACCCCCACGUCCGCUGGCAUGGUGCCUAUCAACGGGAUCCCACACCACCCCCAUGCCCACCUGAAUGCCCAGAGUCACGGGCAGAUUCUGGGCUCCAGCAGGGAACAAAACCCUUCCGUCACUGGUUCGCAGGUCAACAGUGGGAGUAAUUCAGGGCAAAUGGAAGAAAUCAAUACCAAAGAAGUAGCUCAGAGGAUCACCACCGAGCUCAAGCGGUACAGCAUCCCCCAGGCCAUCUUCGCCCAGAGGGUGCUGUGCCGCUCUCAAGGGACCCUCUCCGACUUGCUGAGGAACCCCAAGCCCUGGAGCAAGCUCAAAUCCGGCCGGGAGACCUUCCGCAGGAUGUGGAAGUGGCUGCAGGAGCCCGAGUUCCAGAGGAUGUCGGCGCUCAGGCUGGCAGCAUGCAAAAGGAAAGAACAAGAACAUGGGAAGGAUAGAGGGAAUACACCCAAAAAGCCUAGGUUGGUCUUCACAGAUGUCCAGCGUCGAACUCUACAUGCAAUAUUCAAGGAAAAUAAGCGUCCAUCCAAAGAAUUACAAAUCACCAUUUCCCAGCAGCUAGGGUUGGAGCUGAGCACCGUCAGCAACUUUUUCAUGAAUGCACGGAGGAGGAGUCUGGAUAAGUGGCAAGACGAGGGCAGCUCCAAUUCAGGCAACUCAUCAUCUUCAUCAAGCACUUGUACCAAAGCAUGAAGGAAUAACCACAAACUAAACCUCGGUGGAAAAGCUUUAAAAAUAAAUAAAUAAAUAAAGACCAGGACCUCAAGAUAGCAGGUUUAUUCUUAGAACUAUUUGAAAAAAAUGUUAUUUAUAAGUCCAAAGAAACCAAAGACUUAUUUCACCUGCAUUAUGACUUUGUUCUGAGACACACACUUUAGUAGGACGACAACUUGCAAAAAAAUAAAUAAGAAAGAGAGAAAAAGGAAUGAAACAACAACAAAAAAGAGAGAGAAAAGAAAGAAACCACUGGUCUUACACCUUCAUCCAUGAUCAUUUUCACCGUACUUGGCUGUUUAGUGGUUUGGAGCAUAGUGAUUUCUUGUCAUUGAAUGGACAUCUUUUCAGAUAUGGCUCUUCAUUUCCACAGAAAUUGCCAUGAAGGUGUAUAGUGUAUCCGUACUGUGUACACACCAGUGGUUAGGGACUCAGUCAGGGCUGGUCUUCAGAAGGGGUUGUGCUAUAGCAUGACCAAAAUAGCGUGGAGUCGUCUGAAUUCAUUUGAAUGGUAGUGUGAUUUUGCUGUUUUAUUGUUUGAACUUAACUGGUGCAACACCUGGAAACAAGUUCAAACUAGGCAAAGAAAUUUUGAAUGAUACCUAAACCAGUGCAUUCUCUUUGUUUGUUAAGGAAUGUUCAGAUUUAAAAAAUAAAACAAUAUUCCAUCCAUAAAAAAUCGACUAGCUACCAAAGAACACAUUUAAUAUUAUAUUGCAGGUAUUUUAUUGCAAUGAUUUUAAUAUUCCAAAGCUAUUUUUACACAAAAUACUAUGUAGAGUUAUAGGUAUAAACUAAUCUAACUGUAUAACACAUAACUUGCAAUCAAGACUGUUAUUUGCAAUUAUUAAACCACUUUAAUAUUUGUUUCCAUAAUUGGCAAGAAAGAAUGUAGUGUUAGUUGUAGCAGUAUAUACCAGUGUAAUAGCACAGAUGCUAAUAAUGGGCUCCAGCUCCCAUAAAAGCAAAGAAGCAUUUUAGAGUUGGCUUCAGCAAAAAGAGGACAGAGCCGUUACAGCUGUGUGUAAGAA
This is a messenger RNA of Alligator mississippiensis (American alligator), 2726 nucleotides long. RefSeq names its product one cut homeobox 1 (gene ONECUT1). Gene Ontology annotation, biological process: regulation of transcription by RNA polymerase II. The coding region runs from base 301 to 1674 and encodes 457 amino acids. NCBI's taxonomy places the organism in Eukaryota, Metazoa, Chordata, Crocodylia, Alligatoridae. Gene Ontology annotation, molecular function: DNA-binding transcription factor activity, RNA polymerase II-specific; RNA polymerase II cis-regulatory region sequence-specific DNA binding. The record is from RefSeq and is a predicted model, not a curated record. The transcript has 2 exons. Gene Ontology annotation, cellular component: nucleus.